Messenger RNA from Adineta steineri, 747 nucleotides. The record is from the annotation of a GenBank genome assembly. NCBI's taxonomy places the organism in Eukaryota, Metazoa, Rotifera, Eurotatoria, Adinetida, Adinetidae.
AUGAGAAACGUAUGCCAACGAUUCAACAGCAUUAUAGACAGUUAUUAUCCAUAUCAGACACUCAUCACACUAUGUCUCGCAUAUAAUUCAAUCGGCGAUGAUGGAGUAGAACAUUUGGCUGAUGCUUUACAAUACAACACAACACUUACCACAUUAGAUGUCGGACAUAACGAAAUUGCAAAGAUUGGAGCACAACAUUUGGGUGAUGCAUUACAACACAACACAACACUCACCGUACUAAGUCUCAUUCGAAAUAGAAUCGGAGACGUUGGAUUACAAUAUUUUGCUGCGGGAUUACGACACAACGCAACACUCACCACACUUAAUCUUGCUAGAAAUGGAAUCGACGGAGUCGGAGCACAAUAUUUGGGUGAUGCAUUACAACACAAUACAACACUUACCACACUAAACCUCAGUGGAAAUGGAAUCAGAGAGGUAGGAGCACAACAUUUGGCUGCAGGUUUACGACACAACACGACACUAACUACGCUAUAUUUCCAAAAUAAUGGAAUUGGAGAUGUUGGAGCGCAAUAUUUAGCUGAUGCAUUACAACAAAACACAACGCUCAUCACACUAAAUCUUGCUGGAAGUAGAAUCCGAGAGGUUGGAGCACAACAUUUGGCUACGGGAUUACGACAGAACACAACACUCACUACACUAGAUCUUUGGGAGAAUGAAAUUGGAGACGAUGUUAUACACGAAAUUGAUCAGCUUGUUGCAUGGAAUAAAAGUGGAAGAAAACGGUGA